Molecule: messenger RNA, 764 nt
Organism: Phalaenopsis equestris
Lineage: Eukaryota; Viridiplantae; Streptophyta; Magnoliopsida; Asparagales; Orchidaceae
Product: SKP1-like protein 1A
Exons: 2
Coding region: 118-576 (152 amino acids)
Biological process (GO): SCF-dependent proteasomal ubiquitin-dependent protein catabolic process
Cellular component (GO): nucleus; cytoplasm
Molecular function (GO): cullin family protein binding
Source: RefSeq, a predicted model, not a curated record
CUUUUGAUGAUAGGAAGUGUUUUGAUUGGUACACUCGUUUCUGCGUAUGUAAUUAGUGAAGAGAUUUCCUUCGAUCAUCCUAUUUUUUCUCUUCAAUCUUUUGAAGUUUUUUGAUCGAUGGCGGUGGUCAUGGCUGGGAAGAAGGUCACAUUGAUAAGCUCGGAUGGUGAAGCGUUCUUGGUUGAAGAAGCUGUGGUGAUGGAAUCUCAGACAAUCCGUCACGUGAUUGAGGAUGUACCCGAAGAUAACGUGAUCCCGCUCCCUAAAGUGAACAGUGAGAUCCUUUCCAAGGUUAUUGAGUAUUGCAAGAAACACGUCGACUCGGCUGCGGAAGAAGAUCUCAAGGGCUGGGACUCCAAUUUUGUGAAGGUUGAUCAGGCUACGCUUUUCGGUCUUAUUCUGGCAGCCCACUAUCUGAACAUCGAAAACCUGUUUGAUUUGACCUGCCAAGCUGCGGCAGAUAUGAUUAAGGGGAAAACUCCUGAAGAGAUUCGCAAGUGCUUUAACAUCAAGGAAGUCAUCACCCCGGAGGAUGUGGAGGAGAUUCGGAGGGAGAACGAGUGGGCAUUUGACUGAAUUGGUGCUACUCUCUCUCUCUCUCUAUCCCUUUCUCUCGCUAUUUAGGACGAGUCUUGUGUCUUCUUAAUACUUGGAACGUGUGGUGGUCGUUUUUUCUCUGUUGCAAGUUGGGUAAGAAUGAUGAAACAGCAGAAGCUCUGUCUAUUGAAUUUGUAUCACAAGUAUCUAUACUUGUUGUGUGCAUA